Messenger RNA from Ctenopharyngodon idella (grass carp), 5554 nucleotides. RefSeq names its product FERM domain containing 6 (gene frmd6). The transcript is spliced from 14 exons. The record is from RefSeq and is a predicted model, not a curated record. Gene Ontology annotation, biological process: positive regulation of hippo signaling. Bases 591 to 2441 code for a protein of 616 amino acids. Gene Ontology annotation, cellular component: cytoplasmic side of apical plasma membrane; cytoskeleton. Lineage: Eukaryota; Metazoa; Chordata; Actinopteri; Cypriniformes; Xenocyprididae.
GAGCAGCCGUGGACGCUACCAACGUCAGCUGCAGAGGGGUGGUCUUUCGUACACGCUUGGUUAAAUGUAAACAUCUCGACGGCACAAAGAUUGCACAGCCGCUGCGUUGCUUUUAAAAAUUGAGGGAAAGCGACGCCGUGUAACAGACGCGUUUCCGGCCGAUUCCUUUUGUGUUUGUCACCCCUCCUACACACGGUUGGGAAAUUCCCUCCACAUGUAUAGUGAUUUGUGAGUGUUGGGGAGCCCGAUGGGGUUGAGUUCGCAGCUCGGGAUUAUGUGCUAGACUGGCGAGCGCAGUAGAGGAAUCAAAGCAAGAGUUACAUGGAAGAACGUGUGUUUGGGAAUACGCGGAAUUAUCGCCACCAAAAAGAGUCGGGCGGAGGAGCUGCAGUGUGUUUGUGUGGUGUGAUGCAGGAGAAACUGUUGGUUUGAAACAGUUGUGAGGUUCAGUUUCUCUGGACACAGGGUCCGAUCGUGUGUGUGUGUUUUUAUGUGUGUGUCUGAGUUAUCUGAUCCCAUUGUGACUGGGAGGUGCUCAGGGGUGGAGCUCCACUGAGGGGCACGAAUCUACAGGCUGCAGCCUCUCAAACAUGAGCAAACUGACUUUCCACAAUAACAAGACAAUGCAGGACCGCCGGUGUGUGUGUGUGUUCCUCCCAAAUGAUGAAACACUCAACGUAAUAGUCAGUGUUAAGACUGUGUGUCAGGAGUUGUUGGUGCAGGUCUGUGAUCUGCUCAGGUUGAAGGACUGUCACCUGUUUGGUCUCAGUGUUAUUCAGAACAAUGAACACAUUUACAUGGAACUGGGACAGAAACUGUCAAAAUAUUGUCCAAAAGAGUGGAAACGGGAAGCCAGCAAGGGAAUUGACCAGUUUGGACCUCCGAUGAUUGUUCACUUCAGAGCACAGUAUUAUGUUGAAAAUGGCAGACUUAUCAGCGAUCGCAUGGCUCGGUAUUAUUACUAUUGGCAUUUGCGGAAGCAGGUACUGCAGUCUCAGUGCAUCCAGAGAGAAGAGGCUUAUUUCCUUCUGGCUGCAUUUGCGCUGCAGGCUGACCUGGGAAACUUCAAACGGAACAAACACUUUGGUGCCUAUUUCCAGCCGGAAGCUUAUUUUCCCUCCUGGGUAAUUGCCAAGAGAGGAUGUGACUAUAUUCUCCGUCAUAUUCCAAACAUGCACAAAGAGCAGUUUGCUCUUACGGCAUCAGAGGCCCAGCUGAAGUACAUAAAGGAAGCAGCGCUCUUGGACGACGUGACUGUUCAUUAUUACCGCCUUUACAAGGAUAAGAAAGAGUUGGAGGCCUCUUUAACUCUGGGACUGACCUUACGUGGGAUUCAGAUUUUUCAGAAUGUGGGGACUGUCAGGCAACUCUUGUAUGAUUUUCCCUGGACCAACGUGGGAAAACUGGUGUUUGUGGGGAAGAGGUUUGAGAUUCUUCCUGAUGGUUUGCCUUCAGCCAGGAAGCUCAUCUACUACACAGGCUGUCCUCUGCGCUCACGACACCUCCUGCAGCUGCUCAGCAACAGCCACAGAUUGUAUAUGAACCUGCAGCCUGUGCUGAAACAGGUUCGGCGACUAGAGGAAAAUGAAGAAAAGAAGCAGUACAGGGAGUCGUAUAUCAGUGAUGCUCUGGAGGCAGAUAUGGAUAAUUUGGAGCAGCGUUCACGUGCCAGCGGCAGCAGUGCUGGCAGCACAUCACGACCCAAUCCCUUUUCACGACACUCCACCACGAGUCAUGGCAGCUCCCGCACAUCUGGCGUCGACACAGACAGUUUCCGAACCCCUACAAACACACCCCACCGACCGCUGAGAACACACUCGUCCUCCAACACCAGUCAUGCCAGCACACACACGUCUGGCAUCGAGAGCAGCAGCAAGGAGCACUGCCUGGAUGAAGAUGAGAUUGAGAUGCUGGUUGAUGAUCCAAAAACUUGUGAAGAUCUUCAUGAUUUAGAACUCAACCAUGAACUGUGUAUCCACAUUACAGAGGACAUGCUGUCAGCACAGAACAACGGAUGCUCCGGGUUAGUGGUGAAGGAAGUCAGUUCUUCCACAUCCAGCUCAUCAGAGACUGUAGUGAGAAUGAGAGGCCAGAGCAUCGAAUGUCUCCCUCAGACGGCGAUGGGCAGGAAGGGCCAGAGCUCCACAGACCGCCACAGCCAAUCACUUGAUGAUGUUCGUCUGUUCCAGAGGAACUGUCAGGAGUGGGCGGAGCUUUGCCAGGACACCGCACAUAGCUAUACGUUCGGCUGCGAGCCAGAGCUCGGGGACACGGUUGGCUGUGGGUACCAGGGACUUGCAGAUCAGUGUGCCGGGAUGCGGAAUAACCAGCACGCGUUUCCCAUCAAGAGAACCAGCAAGUAUUUCUCUCUGGAUCUGGAUAGAGAAGAUCUGACCACAGACCAUAUGACCACUGAAGCAGAACCAGAGUUUGUGGUGUAAUGCUGAGAGUAUUGAAAAGAGCCCCAGAACAAAUUAAGAAUUACAGGAUGUUAUUAUUAAAGGGAUAGUAAACGGAAAAACAGAAAUUAUGUGAUUAGAUACUUACUCUCACUUCGUUACAAACCUGUUGGUUUUUCUUCUGUGGAACACAAAAGAAGAAAUUCUGAUGAAUCUGCUGGUUGCAUUUUUCUAUGCUGUUAUGAUGAAAAAGAAUGCAGAAGCACCAUCAAAGUAUCAUAAAGGUAGUAAUAGUCAGGGUAGCGCUAUUUAUUUUUGAAAGGAAUUAAAACUAGGCUGUGCUCAAUGGAUUGUACUCUUGUUUAAAGGAUUAGUUCAAGAAUUAGCCCAAUCUUUACUCACCCUGAAGCCAUCCUAGGUGUAUUUGACUUUCUUCUUUCUGAUGAACACAAUCAGAGAUAUAUUAAUAAAUAUCCUGACGCAUCCGAGCUUUAUAAUGGCAGUGAGCGGGAUCAAGGAGUAUGAGCUGAAGAAAGUGCAUCCAUCCACAUCCAUCCAUUAUAAACAUACUCCACACGGCUCCGUGGGUUAAUAAAGACCUUCUGAAGUGAAGUGAUGUGUUUUUGUAAAAAAAAAAAAAAAAUCCAUAUUUAACAAGUUAUGAAGUAAAAUAUCUAGCUUCCACCAGACCGCCUUCCGUAUUCAAAUUACGAAAAAAAUGGAACUAAGCUUUUUCCAUAAGUUGAAUAGGGAAGGUGAAGGACGUAUUGUAAGCAUUUUGAACUGCGAGAGUUUUACACUUUCUUCGUAAGUUGAAUACGGAAGGCGGUCUGGCGGAAGCUAGAUAUUUUACUUCAUAACUUGUUAAAUAUGGAUUUUUUUUUUUUUUUUUUUUUUUUUUUUUUUAACACAAACGCAUCAAUUCGCUUCAGCAGGCCUUUAUUAACCCCCCGGAGCCAUGUGGAGUAUGUUUAUGAUGGAUGGAUGUGGAUGGAGGCACUUUCUUCAGCUCAUACUCGUUGAUCCCGCUCACUGCCAUUAUAAAGCUUGGAUGCGUCAGGAUAUUUAUUAAUAUGACUCAGAUUGUGUUCAUCAGAAAGAAGAAAGUCAUAUACACCUAGGAUGGCUUGAGGGUGAGUAAAGCUUGGAGUAAUUUUUAUUUAAAAGUGAACUAAUCCUUUAUCACCAUCCAAAAACACUUACCACCAUCCAAAAGUACACAAAGUCCAUAAAACAAUUUUUAAAGUUGUGAGUUUGACAUGAUCUAGGACAGUGUAGUCUCUUAUAGCCUCGUUUUCAUCUGUGUUAAAUGUAUAGUCCAUCCAAAAAUUACAAUUCUGCCAUCAUUUACUCACCCUCAUGUUGUUACAAACCUGUAUGCAUUUCUUUCUUCUGUUGAACACAAAAGAAGAUAUUUUGAAACAGUUUCGGUUCUCAUUAACCAUUGUUUUUUUUGUUUUUUUUUGUCCAUACAUUGGAAGUCAGUACUGGAAGCCGAAACUGUUUAGCUGCCAAAAUUCUUCAAAAUAUUUUCUUUUAUGUUCCACAGAAGAAAGAAAAUCACACAUUUGAAAUGACAUGAGGAUGAGUAAAUGAUAACAGCAUUUUAAUUUUUAGAUGAACUGUCCCCUUAGAUUCAAUAUGGCAUCUACCUUGACUAAGGUCUAUAUUUCAAUUUUUCUAAAGCCAUGCGAUAGCUUUUAUGUAUUGAUGGUUGUACUUUUAUGGUGCCUUUUGUCAUAUUUUAUGAGCUUGACAGUAUGGAAAAGAGCGGUGUAAACAAUAUGCUAAAUGUCUCUUUUGUGUUUCACAAAAGAAAAAAGUCAUACAGUUUUAGAAUGACAUUACGGUGAGUAAAUGAUGAUUUUUGGGCAAACUAUCCAUUUACAUCAUUUAGUAUGUGUGUGUGUGUGUAUCCAAAACAAGCAAGAGAAUCUGCACCAUCCUAAUGCCAAAAUACUAAAAUGUAGAAAUAGCUGCCUUACCAAAGUAUCCAAAAGUGUGUGUGCGAAUGUGUGUGCUGCCCUAAAUUAAACCCUCAGUGCCUUGAAUUCACUAUGCAGGUUCUCAGAACAUAAAACUAAAGUUUCUGCACUCCUGUUUACUUCCACCCUCAUCUCCAAGAAAACGCCCCAGUCUUGUCUCCCAGAAUAACACUAAACCUAAUGAGCUUUUGGGGAUUGUGGCAACCAAAUCAUGUGAGCAUCAUAAUCAGAGGGCCCAGUGCCGGGGUGUGCCGCCCCGCAGGAUAAAUGACUGAUGGGAUUUCAAGCCGCCGUGGCUCUUGAUUUAGAGACGUUUGCACACAGCUGAGACUGAUUCUGAUCGGGUCAAGUCUUCCAUAGACCUUCCUUUAGAGGUUCCCAUUUUCUUUUAUCUGUCUGUUGACUGUUUAUUUGUCUAACUGGAAGUUUGUCUUUAUUAUAUAGUUUUAUAAAGAAUGACUGCUGUGUGUGUAUGUGUGUGUUUUAAUGGUGUGUUGCCUGUCAGUAUUAAGCUGUUAAUGGGAGACAGUAUUAGAAACCUUACAUAAAGGUUGCAACAUGCAAUUCUUCCAUCUAAACAAGAGAGUGUGUGAACACUCCAUUCAAAGGAAGGUAGACACUAAACAUGAAGAAUGUGCAUAGAUCAGUGCAGUUAGACAUUGAAAUCCACUUCUAGUUAAAAUCUCUUAGCAUGGGCGGUUUGGAAGGCUUUGGAUGAACAGCACUUUAAAGCUCAUGUGCAUGUGGGCCUUCGUGUCAUGACUUUGUGCGUUCUGCUGAAGACUAGUACAGUAUAUAUAGAAGCCCUGACCCGUCUUCACAUUCAUCUCUCCGCCACUUUGAAAAGCAGCAGUGAAUUUGAAAUGGCCAAGCCAGCUAAUAAUAAUUAUGGUUGCUGUUGAAUUUCAUGGUGACUGAACACUUGCAUCGGUUCUGCUUGCAGAUAACAGCCGAUCAUACAUGGGCUCCGUGUACCGUUUACCCUUUAUGUUUGCAGCUAGACUUUGUCCUUUCUGUGAAAGGAAUUUCCUAUGUGAAAAUGAAAUUGUUUUCCCCAGUUCCUUUGCAGACCCAUUCGACUCUGUUCUCUCAUGAAAGUGUAUUCUGUGCCUUGCAGGUGCCAAAGUCCUCAAAUGUUUGCAAUAAAAGGUACCUUCAUUUGUAAUUAAA